This is a messenger RNA of Zingiber officinale, 1065 nucleotides long. RefSeq lists its product as uncharacterized. The transcript has a single exon. Gene Ontology annotation, molecular function: nucleic acid binding; zinc ion binding. Bases 1 to 1065 code for a protein of 354 amino acids. The record is from RefSeq and is a predicted model, not a curated record. Lineage: Eukaryota; Viridiplantae; Streptophyta; Magnoliopsida; Zingiberales; Zingiberaceae.
AUGUCGAGCAUCCCAGUAAAGGAGAACGGCGGAGUGUCAUUUCCCUAUCCGAUGCUAAGUCCUCACAAUUAUACUGUGUGGGCAAUAAAGACAGAGGCGAUCCUUGAUGCCCAGGGAGUCUGGGAGGCGGUGGAGCCAGCGGAAGGAGCCCAGGUGGAUGCAAAGAAGGACAAAAAGGCACGUGCAUACAUCCUGCAGUGUGUCCCCGAAGACAUCCUUCUCCAGAUCGCAACAAAGAAGACGGCGAAGGAAGUCUGGGACAGCCUCAAGACGAGGUAUCUUGGUAGUGAUCGGGUGAAGAAGGCACGUGUACAAACAUUGAAGAGCGAGUUUGACGCUCUCCGGAUGAAAGAAACCGAAACGAUUGAUGAGUUUGCUGGCAAACUCAGUGCCCUAAGUAGCAAGUUCUCCACCCUUGGUGCCACGCUUGAAGAUUCCUCGUUGGUAAAAAAAUUGCUCGAUUCUGUCCCUGAUAAAUUCUUUCCUAUUGUUGCUGGUAUUGAGCAAUUCUACGACCUUGAGUCUUCUAUACCAUUUGAGGAGGCUAUAGGACGACUGAAGGCGUACGAAGAACGAACGCUACGACUACGCAGCAACACCAACGGCACUGAAGGUGAGCUCCUAUUAACUCAUGCCGAAUGGCAAAUGCGACAGAAGGGGAGCAACGUGGACACUUCGUCAGGAGGAAAGGGGCGUGGGUCCAGCAGCCCUAGUCGUGGCAAAUGGCGUGGACGUGGGCGAGGGUGCGGCCGUGGCCGUGGUACGCAACGCCAAGACAGUGCAGGAGGGACUAGCGGCAGCAACAGUGGCACUCGAGACAAGAGACAUAUAAAAUGUUUCAAUUGCGAGAAAAUGGGGCAUUAUGCGUCCGAAUGCUACAACAAGCGGCGUGAUGAUGAGGCUCACCUCACUUGUGCCACCGAUGAAGAGCCGGCACUGAUGAUGACCGUGUCCCACGAGGAGUCUGACGCUAGGCGUGAGCGGCAGGAUACCAUUCUACUCAGUGAAGAGAGGUUGCUACCGGAGAUGUACCGAGACGUUAAGAAAGAAGAUAAGGACGUCUGA